Pelodiscus sinensis (Chinese soft-shelled turtle) is the source of this 950-nucleotide messenger RNA. Lineage: Eukaryota; Metazoa; Chordata; Testudines; Trionychidae. The record is from RefSeq and is a predicted model, not a curated record.
CUAGCUGUUCAUGUUCGGCAGGGACGAGGUGUUUGGAAGAGAAUUCUGCUGUGGAAAAAUGUUCACCAUAAUCUGUACAGUAAAUACAAAUAUUGCGUCUAUGUCCUAGAGUCGAUAUUUGGGGCGAAUGGGAAAAACAUCUUCUCUAUUGUUGUUAAACAGAACACCAGUCUGAUCAACACAAAGAAGAAGCUGGAAACUGACAUUUCCCAGCUCCAGAGUGAAAUGGAGGAGACAAUCCAGGAGGCACGCAAUGCAGAUGAGAAGGCCAAGAAAGCAAUCACUGAUGCAGCCAUGAUGGCGGAGGAGCUGAAGAAGGAGCAGGACACCAGCGCCCACCUGGAGAGGAUGAAGAAGAACCUGGACCAGACGGUGAAGGACCUGCAGCUCCGGCUGGAUGAGGCAGAGCAGCUGGCACUGAAGGGUGGCAAGAAGCAAAUCCAGAAACUGGAGGCCAGAGUGCGUGAGCUGGAAGGUGAGGUUGACAAUGAGCAGAAACGCAGCGCUGAUGCUAUUAAGGGGGUUCGCAAGUAUGAGAGAAGAGUAAAGGAACUGACCUACCAGUCUGAGGAAGACCGGAAGAAUAUUCUCAGGCUGCAGGAUCUGGUCGAUAAACUACAACUGAAAGUGAAAGCUUACAAGAGACAAGCUGAGGAGUCUGAGGAACUGUCCAACGUCAACCUCACCAAGUUCCGCAAGAUCCAGCAUGAGCUGGAAGAGGCUGAGGAGCGAGCUGACAUUGCGGAGUCCCAGGUCAACAAACUCCGGGUGAAGAGCCGCGAGAUUCACAGGAAGAUUGAAGGAGAAGAGUGAGGAUUUCACCGUGCUGCAAAGUGACUGAAGAGAUGCACAAAAUGUGAAACGCUCUGUCACUCUGCUUUGUAUUUAGUGUUUGUUCUGUCCCCGGUGUCUAGCAAAUAAAGAUUAUAGAGACCUUUGCAUACAAAGAA